CCGGUAGAUGAGGUCAACUUUUCCCCAGAUCCGCCAUUUCAGUCCCGGAGUUUGUAGUUGCACUUUAGUUUUGACUUUAUUUCUGACUCUUUUUAACGUGUUUGUGGAUACAGCAGAAGUCCCACCAACUAACAGCGACAUCAUACAUUACUCCUGGAAGUUUUGGUGUUGUGUAUAUUCUUGUUUUUCCAGGAGGAAGCUGGUUAAUCCACGAAAGUUUUUGCAUGAGUUUCGGAUUUAUAGGCUGAGCAGGACCCGGGUUCGAAUCCUGCUCGCGGACGAAUUUUACUGCAUGUCAUCCAUUCUGUGAAUAAAAAGCACUGGUUGCAAAAAGAAGGAAUAAGGAAUAAAAGGCCUUAAAAGCCUCGGUGGGGAUUUUCACAGUCAUGGCGGGUAACUUUGACGCUGAGGACCGUGGGAGCUGGUUUUGGGGCAGAUUGAGCAGGCAGGAAGCCGUUUCUCUGCUCCAGGGAGGCCGGCAUGGCGUGUUUUUAGUCCGGGAAUCCAUCACCAGUCCGGGGGAUUACGUGCUGUCCGUGUCUGAAAACUCAAAAGUGUCCCAUUAUAUCAUCAACAGUAUCAGCAACAACCGGCAGUCUGGAUCAGGUUUGGCUCCUCCUCGGUUUCGGAUCGGCGACCAGGAGUUCGAGGCUCUUCCCGCCCUGCUGGAGUUUUACAAAAUCCACUAUCUGGACACCACCACGCUCAUAGAGCCCAUAAACAAAUCCAAACACACGGGGUUCGUCAGCGCGUCGGCCGGCCCUCCCGUUCAGUCCGACGAGGCCGAGUUCGUCCGGGCGCUUUUCGAUUUCCCCGGAAACGAUGACGAGGAUCUUCCUUUCAAAAAAGGCGACAUCUUGAGAGUUCUGGAAAAACCUGAAGAGCAAUGGUGGAACGCAGCGAACCAGGAAGGUCGUGCCGGGAUGAUUCCAGUCCCGUACGUUGAAAAGUACCGACCCGCCUCACCCACUGGUACCAGUCCAGUUACUGGUGCUGCUGGAGGGGUUUCAGGCCCCACAGAUCCAUCGGGGGCCCCUUCAGGAAACCCUCUGGGGGAACCGGGGCCAUACGCUCAGCCCGUGGUGAACGCUCAGCUGCCCAAUCUACAGAACGGACCCGUUUUCGCCAGAGCGAUCCAGAAGAGAGUUCCCAACGCCUACGACAAGACGGCGCUCUCUUUGGAGGUGGGAGACAUGGUGAAAGUGACCAAGAUCAACGUGAACGGUCAGUGGGAGGGAGAGUGUAAAGGCAAGCGAGGCCAUUUCCCUUUCACACACGUCCGACUGCUGGAACUAAACAACCCAGAGGACGAGAGCUGAGAAACACACACACACAUUAACACACACACACACCAUCCUCUGGUUCUUAUGUCACGCUCGGGAAACAUCGACGUGACGGGAUGUCGUCGUUUUGAAGAGUUUACACUAAGGUGAGACUGAUAUCGGUUAGCAUAUGUUAGCUUAGCAUUGCACACUGCCCUCCGUUACCUGCCUCCUUGAAUAUUUCCUACGAAAUAUGAAAUUAAAUCAAAUAAUGAAGCAUUUAUUGGUUUAGUAUUUAUUUCUAAUGUUGCAUUUUUGAAAGAAAAACACGGUUAUUGUCAGUUGCGAAAUUAGCCUAGCUUAGCUUAACGUUAGCAGUUAGCUUCUGACUCAAGAGAAAAGAAAACUACUUCCAAUUAAUCCAGAUUUUUCUUUGUUUAUGGACACUAUUUUUUCCCCCAUUCUUAAUAGCUGGCGUAAAUGCUGUUAAACCCUUUCUAGAGAAUUCUUAGAAAUAUGGAUUUCUUCCAAAGUCCAUGUAUUUUAACAUUAAAACGGGAAUUAAACGCAGCAAUUUUACCGCACAAGAUGCCUAUUUUUAAUCCCAACUACCCAUUAGACAUCAUUUAUAUGACACAAGGUUCAGUUGCAAUUAAAACACUCAUAAUUAAAGAUAUUUGUUUUAACAAUUUUUCCUUUUUAAAUCCUGAACCUAUCGGCCAGUACGUUAAAAUAAAAAAAUAAAUAUAAUAUUAUUUCAAAACGGCUUUAUACUUUGUAUUGAAGCUCCAUACUGAGAAUAAAUGCCAAAAAACUAGAUUAUUUUCUGCAAUAAUCCAAAAUCACAUGGAGAAAUCCCAUUGAUGUUUCCUAAAGGGAACCAGGGAGAUGCUGCCUUCAGGGUCGGCUACAAAAAUACGACAUCCCUAUACCACCCUUAAAGUUGUGUGAACAGGAGGUAAGCUGCUAACGGUGAAACAACUGUUAUAAUUGGAAUACAAGGAUAUAAGCAUGGAAAUAGUUGUAGAAGAUAACAAGAUGUGCAGUAUUUAGCGUCAGUCACCGAUAUCAGUCGAACCGUAGAGUUUCCACACCCUCCAGCCCAGUAUUGAACACACACUUCUUCUUCCCUUCCUGUGUUUUCCUGUAUCUCCACCCACUGAUUCACACAGAAGGGAAACCAUCAAGAGACAAAUCUCCUCACAGAAUCAUGACUCAAGUUCCUGUGAAACCUCGGAGUGAAAGACUUUUCCCGAUGGAAACUCCACCGACUUAUUUACAUCCCACACUACGAACAAAGUCCUCUUUUUUUUGUACUAAAAGUGGAAAAUAUUACGAUAGAAUUGACUAUAUAUAUACACACACACCUUACAUGCUAAAUACUGUACUUUCCCUUUUCCUUUAUAUUUGAUUUUGUUACCAGAGACUGUUCACCUGUUAUAUAUUCUUGUGAAACACUAUUCAGCGCCAACGUGGACGACUUUAAACGAACAAGAAUACGCUUUGAGGCUGUUUUUAGAGGAGGAGGAGGAGGAGGAGGAGGAAGGUGGAGGGAUUUUAUUUUUGUCUUCCAGCAGGGUUUUUUAUGACAUUGUCACUCCACUUUGAAAACGCUUCAGCAUUUCUUUAUGUAUUCCUGGUGAAACGGCCACUUUAUGUCACUUCUUGUGCCGUGAUCGACAUUUUCUGCAGGUCAUCUUAAUCCACGAUAACUGACUUUUGAAAUACUCAAAGGCAAGAAAUGGUCUAUAACUGUAGGAAUGUGGUUCUCCUUAAUGCUUAAUGUCAUGUUUGUUUAAUGCAAAAUGAGCAAAACUCUUAACCUUCCUGUUGUUAAUGUUGACCUGCUUCUCGAUGUUUUAAGUCCCAAUAAGGAGGUAUAUCUAAUUGCUACACAUUAAGACAUUAAUAAUCACUACUUUUUAUUGAAGUAUGUGUUUUAUUUCAAUGUAUAGCAUCUGGUGUCAUUAUGUGGCUGUAAAAACACAAUGACAGCAACACGUAAGAAAGAGGAUCAUCCGGGGGUCUCACCUUUCCUACGGUGCAAUGAACUACAGUAGGAACGUGAUGAGUAACUUCAGCAGAACAUAUGUUUUUUUGGGAGGGUCUUCAGAGUCACAUCCUCUCUACCUCAUGACUUGUGUUGAAAAAGAUGAGGUUUGAGUAGGGAUUUUACAGAAGAGGACGAGCGCCACAUUUAAAAGUAAUUAAAAAAAAAUCUGAUCUGAGAAACAAGUCAGAGUUCUGAGAUUUACAGAAAAUUCCGACUGUUGCUCAGAUUUUUAUCAGAAUUACGACUUUUUUUUCAUAAUUCCGACUUUUUUAUUAGAAUCCCGACUUUUUUUGCUCAUAAUUCCGACUUUUUUUCUUCUCGUAAUUUCCACUUUUUUUUCUUCUCGUAAUUCCGACUUUUUUCUUCUUCUCGUAAUUCCGACUUUUUUGCCCAGAAUCCCGACUUUCUUCGUAGAAUUCCGACUUUUUUUCUCAGAAUUCUGACUUCUUAGUUAAAAUGUUGUUUUUAAUGUCAGAUUUUUUUUUAAUAAUUCUAAUUGUUGGUCAGAUCUAAAAAUGUCUUCCUCAUGUGUUCCUUAUCCUCUUCUGUAGAAUUCCCUGUCCUUUGGAUAUGUCAGUAUUGUUUCCGUUUAAAUGAACAAAUGGUUUCCAAAGCAUUAAAUCCCUGUUAUCCUCGUUUCUAAAUCAACCGUUCACAAAGUCCUGGGGGUCAGAUGUGUAAACAAUGCUUAUACAUAACAUCCAGUCAUAUGUAAAGUAAACAAUUCAUAGUUUACAUCAUCAAAUGUUUUUGUGACACCCUGCCAAGCUCCAUUUUGGGUUAAAAGCCAAUUUGAGCCAGUGUGAAUGACAGUAUAUAUAUAUAUUAUCUAUGCAUCAUGCAAUCAACGGCACAUCUAUUCAUUUGAAUUCCUCUGGUGUGCUUUAUGUCCCCUGUAAAUUGCCCCAGCUGUAUUUUUUUUUUAUAUACAACUGAUAUGUUUUAGUUAAAUUUUGCUGUUAUUUUUAAUUCCAUAGAAAACAGAAUUGUGAUAUCUGAAUAACACACAUAACGAAAUGUCUGCAAUCUGACCUUGGAUAUAAUGAAAUCUAAUAUGUUUACAGUGUGUUUAUAAAUUGUGAAAGUUUCCCUCCAAAUUUAAGGAAAUUAUUUUUUGUACGCGUCAUUAAUGCCAUAUUUUUAUUACCGUGUUAUGUUAAUUAAGUAUUAGGGUCUCAUCUGUGGGUUAUUUACAGCCCUGUGUGUGUUAAUAAACACAUGCAAUCGUUUCUAAUUCCCAA
Molecule: messenger RNA, 4556 nt
Organism: Gymnodraco acuticeps
Lineage: Eukaryota; Metazoa; Chordata; Actinopteri; Perciformes; Bathydraconidae
Product: adapter molecule crk-like
Exons: 4
Coding region: 387-1319 (310 amino acids)
Molecular function (GO): protein binding
Source: RefSeq, a predicted model, not a curated record